Molecule: messenger RNA, 414 nt
Organism: Dictyostelium discoideum AX4
Lineage: Eukaryota; Evosea; Eumycetozoa; Dictyosteliales; Dictyosteliaceae
Source: the annotation of a RefSeq genome assembly
AUGGGAAAUAAAUUAUUACUGCUUAUAUUAAUAUUAAUUGGAUUACUUGCAAAGGAAGAAAUUGCAUUAAAUGAAGAAUUAGUAAUUGCUAGUAGUUUUAUAAUUACAAUUGUAAUUAUAAAAUCAUUAGUAAAAGAUAAUGCAAAUGAGUCCUUUAAAUCGCGUAGUGAUGAACAAGAAAAUGAGUUUGUCUCAAAUGGAAAAAAAGCAAUUGAGUUUAAAGGAUCCCUUGGAACGAUCGCAAACGUAAUUAAAAAUGUUUCAAAUAUUGUACCAACAGUAGAAGUAGAUGAAACAUUAAAAUUUGCAAAUAAGGAUUUAUCAUCAGAUGAAAUUACUAAUAGCUCUACUAAAAUAGUAAAUAAAGGACUGCAAUUACAUAGUACUUUAAAAUUAAAUAAUACUUUAAUUUAA